GCGAGCCUGUGGGCGUCCCCGGCCUGUACAACCAAGUAGGACCCGCCCGGAUGUUUGGGCGCCGCCAGCCAGCGUGGUGGGCGAGUGUGUGAGAGUCUGUGCGUGGCUUGGCUGGGGUAGUCUGCGACUCUGUUCCGUCCCGGGGUCUGUCUCGGACCCGGCGCUCUCUGUGGCGCACUCCCCAACAAGCGGGAUGCAGGCGGAGAGGUCGGAGCCCGCCUUCCUGCAGACGCCAGGGUUCGUGGGGCUCUCGGCUCUCGCAGUCCGGCGAGUCGUUGGUUGGAAUUCCUCGGGAGAUUCGGAAAAAGGGAGGGCAUGAGUCCCGCAAGCAGGAGUGCGUGGUGUCCGUUUCGUAUGCGUGUGCGGGCGGGGGGAGUGUUGCGGUGCUCGGGUCUCCGCUUUCUUGGUGACAGUUCGCUCCCUUCAGCAUUAGCCGCCCCAGCCUCCCUCCGCCCCCACAGACCCCGCCCGCUGGACCCAGACAGCGUGGAGGAUGAGUUUGAACUGUCCACCGUGUGUCACCGGCCUGAGGGUCUGGAGCAACUGCAAGAGCAAACGAAGUUCACGCGCAAGGAGCUGCAGGUCCUGUACCGGGGCUUCAAGAACGAGUGUCCCAGCGGAAUUGUCAAUGAGGAGAACUUCAAGCAGAUUUACUCCCAGUUCUUUCCCCAAGGAGACUCUAGCACCUAUGCCACUUUCCUCUUCAAUGCCUUUGACACCAACCAUGACGGCUCGGUCAGUUUUGAGGACUUCGUGGCUGGUCUGUCGGUGAUUCUCCGGGGCAGCGUAGAUGACAGGCUGAACUGGGCCUUCAACCUGUAUGACCUCAACAAGGAUGGCUGUAUCACGAAGGAGGAAAUGCUUGACAUCAUGAAGUCCAUCUACGACAUGAUGGGCAAGUACACGUACCCUGCGCUCCGUGAGGAGGCCCCAAGGGAGCACGUGGAGAGCUUCUUCCAGAAGAUGGACAGAAACAAGGAUGGAGUGGUGACCAUUGAGGAGUUCAUAGAGUCUUGUCAAAAGGUACAGGCCCUACGCCCUCUUGGUUUCCCUGGUCUAGACUCAGGGCCUGGUUCAGUGAUAUACGACGAAGAUCCCUUGGACAGAGUACUGCUCACACACAUUCCUCGGCACCCCAAGCCUGUUCCUCCACACCUGGGAGAGGCAUACUACCUGGAGGGCCUCCUCUAUCCCCACCUCUGCCUCCCCGUCUCCCUGGCUCUGACAAGCUCUUUCUCUCCCUUUCUCUCUCCACCCUGCCUCCCCUACCCCGUGACCACAGGAUGAGAACAUCAUGAGGUCCAUGCAGCUGUUUGAUAAUGUCAUCUAGCUGCCCAGGAGAGGGCCUCGGUUGGCCCGGGGACCAUCCUCCAACCCUAGUCUAGGCAGACCGCCCCUUCUCUUCCCAGCUCUGGCCGCAUCCUCGCCUGCCCUUCCUUGGAAUCUGUGGGCAGCCGAGAGCCUGAGGAUCAACUAGUCCAGAUCCCUGAGUGGAGGGGGCCACACAGUGGGCAGAUGGCUUCUAGGGGGUGUUCCCAACUCCCAAUGGCUUUCACCCCCUCCUGCCUGACACCCAGCUCUUAGGGUGCCCCUCCCACCCUCACUAGAAACUGACACUAGCCAGAA
Ochotona princeps (American pika) is the source of this 1626-nucleotide messenger RNA. RefSeq names its product potassium voltage-gated channel interacting protein 2 (gene KCNIP2). Gene Ontology annotation, cellular component: voltage-gated potassium channel complex. The record is from RefSeq and is a predicted model, not a curated record. Gene Ontology annotation, biological process: regulation of potassium ion transmembrane transport. Bases 316 to 1287 code for a protein of 323 amino acids. Gene Ontology annotation, molecular function: calcium ion binding; potassium channel regulator activity. NCBI's taxonomy places the organism in Eukaryota, Metazoa, Chordata, Mammalia, Lagomorpha, Ochotonidae. The transcript has 7 exons.